This is a messenger RNA of Heteronotia binoei (common prickly gecko), 10346 nucleotides long. It is a transcript of the gene PURB, whose product is annotated as purine rich element binding protein B. Lineage: Eukaryota; Metazoa; Chordata; Lepidosauria; Squamata; Gekkonidae. The record is from RefSeq and is a predicted model, not a curated record. Gene Ontology annotation, molecular function: purine-rich negative regulatory element binding; DNA-binding transcription factor activity, RNA polymerase II-specific; RNA polymerase II transcription regulatory region sequence-specific DNA binding. Gene Ontology annotation, biological process: regulation of transcription by RNA polymerase II. The coding region runs from base 242 to 1297 and encodes 351 amino acids. The transcript has a single exon. Gene Ontology annotation, cellular component: nucleus.
GCCGCGAGGAAGAGGAGGCGGCUGUGCGAGGGAGCACGAGCGCGAAGUGCGUGUGUGAGAGAGGCGGGGAGGGCACGCGCAAGAGAGCGAGCGGAGGGGGGCGCGCGUGUGCGCGUAAGGGCGAGAAAGGAAGAGAGCGAGAGAGAGAGAGAGCGCGAGGGAGAGUGCGAGUGAGGAGAGCAGGAGCGCAGGCAGGCAGGCCAGGCCUGACGACGGUGGCUGAAGGAAUAGGAAGAAGAAGAUGGCGGACGGGGACAGCGGGAGCGAGCGAGGGGGCAGCGGGAGCGGCAGCGGAGGUGGCGGCGGUGGCGGAGGAGGCGGCGGCGGAGGAGGAGGUGGAUUCCAGGGGCAUCGUGGCGGCGGCGGGCCGGGGCCGGAGCAGGAGACGCAGGAGUUGGCGUCGAAGCGCCUGGACAUCCAGAACAAGCGCUUCUACCUGGACGUCAAGCAGAACGCCAAGGGCCGCUUCUUGAAGAUUGCCGAGGUGGGCGCCGGGGGCUCCAAGAGCCGCCUGACGCUUUCCAUGGCGGUGGCCGCCGAGUUCCGAGACUACCUGGGGGACUUCAUCGAGCAUUACGCCCAGCUCGGGCCCAGCAGCCCUGAGCAGCUGGCGCAGGCAUCGGCUGGGCCCGGCGGAGACGACGGCGGCGGCGCUGGAGGGCCUCGGCGGGCUCUCAAGAGCGAAUUCCUGGUGCGGGAGAAUCGCAAGUACUACUUGGACCUGAAGGAGAACCAGCGAGGCCGCUUCCUUCGCAUCCGCCAGACCAUCAACCGAGGGCCCGGCGGUGGGGGAGGCGGCGGAGGCGGGCCGGGCUUCCCCGGAGGAGGCCCCCCGGGUCUCCAGAGCGGCCAGACCAUCGCCCUGCCCGCCCAGGGCCUGAUCGAGUUCCGCGAUGCCUUGGCCAAGCUCAUCGACGACUACGGAGCUGACGAGGACGAGCUGGGCGGCGGGGGCGGCGGAGGGGGCCCUGGCGGCGGGGGCCUCUAUGGCGAGCUUCCCGAAGGCACCUCUAUCACGGUGGACUCCAAGCGCUUCUUCUUCGACGUGGGCUGCAACAAGUACGGCGUCUUCCUGCGCGUCAGCGAGGUGAAGCCUUCUUACCGCAAUGCCAUCACAGUUCCUUACAAAGCUUGGGCCAAGUUCGGCGGAGCUUUUUGCCGCUAUGCUGAUGAGAUGCGAGACAUCCAAGAGCGCCAGCGGGAUAAGCUCUACGAUCGACGAGCUGGACCCGCCGGACCGGGAAGUGGCAGUGGCGCCGGAGACGAUUCCGACGGAGACGAUGUGGACGACGACUGAGCCUCUUCUUCCUCCCUGCCCCCCAUCGCUUUGACAACCUCCCCUCCCUCCCCAUCCACCUUCACUCUACCACGGAGGUUGCCAUGGGAGGGGGGACUGGUGAAAACGGGGAAGAAGCCAGAUCCCAAGCCUUCCUUCUUUUCCUUCUAUCAGUGGGGAGAGAGCGAGUGAGCAACGAGAUUACCUGCAUACACCCACUGACCUGCAUCACUUCUGGAAUGGCCCCUUCGAUUCCGGUCUCCCCACUCUUUUUAUUUUUCCCGAGGAUAUAGCAUCUGCCAGUCCACCAGCCCAUCAUGAAAGACUGGGCUUUACAUCAUCAUUGUCCUCACUUCGGGAAGAGAAAAUCCUGUGACCUCAAUUCACCUCGACCCCACCCUGUGUUGUAGGGAAGGAGACCGUUGUGAUCUGAAUCCACCCAGGCCUUCAAAGGUUACUCAUCUGCUGGAUCCCAGAGAUGUUUUAUUUGGGGGGGAUGGGGAAUAUAUUUGGAUGUCAUCUUCUCCCCCUUCCCUUUUGCAUUUUGAGAUCAUGUCCUCCACUGAAAACCAGCAUCCUGGAGACUAUAUGGCCACUGAGCACAGUUUGAAGGGUGGGGAGAAGCCAAUGCAGCUGUCCAGAUCCAGGGGGGGGGGGGGGGAUGUGUGCAGAUCCUGAUGGAGCAGCUUGUUCAGGGUUGUAAAGAUCAAUAAUCAUGGGCUUAGACCAGCACAAAUCGGGGUAUUAAGUGCAACAGCGAGGGGGACAAAGAGGGUGGGCAGGGGAAAGGAACAAAUAGAAAACCAUAGAGCUUUGAAAAAAAUGUAGUUGGGAGGGGGGAACCUGUAUCUGGACCAAUGUCCAUUGUUCUUUUUUUUUUUUCCUUUGCAGAAUUGUUUUAUUUCUGGGAUGCAGAUUGCUAAACUCCAGGUGCCUGAACUGGAAUCGAUAGAUUAAUUAAUUUAACUCUGGCAGUUUCUAAAGAUAUUAAAUGGUAUUUUCUUUAUUUUUAAAUGGGGGUUGCAAACAGGUAGGUUAAAGGAAAAACAGGCAUAAAGCACAAGGAAUGCAGAGUGGAUGAGUUGUUGCUCACUAAAGUUCUUCCCCUCUCCAAAUAAGGUGAAAGAGCAAAUUAGGAGGGAAACGUUGGAGCUGCCUUUCCACAGGCUUCAAAAGAUGACCCAGUCAAAUAAGUGGAAUCUGUUAUGUAGCUGGGUCUUAAAGAAAAUCUUAAAAUUGUAAUCUUGCGAAGAAAGCAUGUGGCUAAAAGACUGAGUAGGAAACUGAAGGCUUCUUUCAUCCUGCAAUCAGUGGACUUUUUCCGUGAAAACAGUCAUCAAGAACCUCAGGUCCAGAAGUCUGGUAUCAGUUAUUCUUUUUAACAAAAUUCUUUUUUUAAAAGCAAAAAGAGAACUCAGUCCAUUUCCUCAGUACCUCACGUUAUGUUAACAGCAGAGUUGGCAAGCAUGGAUUGAUGGUAUGGAUUGUUCAUAGCAAUGCAUGCCUUGUGCAAGCUUGAUAUCCAUUGUUGAAAAGGAGCAGAAACAAACCGUCAAAGUUCUGUGACUAUGAACAUACCCUAGCAGCAUUUUACCACCUUCAAAUUUUAAUGGAGACUGGCUACUGCCCAUUGUCCAAUUAUCUUUCCCAAAUGAAGUUGGGUGUCCCCACCCCCACCCAAGGAAUUGCCUCAUCUAUAUUUUAAAUGGAUUCUUAUCUAAAAUGAUAUUUUUUUAAAACUAACAAUGUUAGUCCUGUCCCCUCCCAAAAAAUGUUUUAGAUACAUUAUAUACUAGCAACUUUGAAUUGAAUGGGAAUUACUCUGUUCAUUGCAAAGUUUCAGGUAUUUGUGUGACAUCUUAGAGGCAGGUAAACCUUCCUCUACAAUCUCUUUAGUAUUUUUUUAAUUGUGCAUGCCUGUACUUUAUUUGAGCUGCCUUUUUAAUUUAUUGCAUACCCUUAUUACCUUAUUUUGGUAUUACUCUUAUCUAUCCUAUCUCGUUUUAUAUUUAUUAGUAAGCAAGGAGACAUAUAAAAGGCAUUUCUUCACACAGAUGUGGCUGGAGUGGGGAAACUGGCUGGAAUUUUCUGUUAAAAAUAGAUUUGCUGUAGUUAUCAAGAUCAGCAAAUAUUUUCAGAGGAGUUGUAACACAAAAAUUUCUGCCACACAAAUGAUUGUCUAUUUUACAGCUAAUUCUUUACUCCCAGUGUCCAUAGUUGAUCUUUUUAUCGUAUCUUUGAAGAAACUUUUCUUUCCAUUUUUCUCCGUUGCAAAGAACUUGUUUCCUGAAUUGUAAUGGGAGCAAUAGUAUUUCUUGAUGUUUUAAUUACAUCCGUAUACUUGUACUGUAUUUUGUACUCUCCAAGGCAGCUGUUUUCAAUAAUGUCCUGCUGUAUUUACCUAUGUAUUUUUGUUCAAAUGUAUGUGGUUCUUUGCUGCGGAGAACAAUUUUCACCAACAAAAGUUUCAGCGGACAGAUUAACUGGGAUAUCGCAGCCCUCUAGGAUUGCAGAAAAAGUCUGCUUAAUGAAUUAGAACUCUAGGCAGCAAUGAAGAUUAAGCCUGCAGAUGCUUGGUGUAUAUUGCUGUAACUCUUCACUCAUUUUAAAACAGUGUAUAAUAUUUGUAUAGACCAACGAUGUUUUGUUGCUUCAGUGGUAAUUGGGUUUUUUUUCUUUUGUUGCUCAGCUGCUGUGAGCCAAUUAAGUUCUUGCAAAGAUGCAGUACCUCUCCUUUUCAGGAGGAUUUUUUGGCUGAAUUGCAGUAACUAGCCUUACCUUUGUAUUAUGUGGUAGUGACAGGGUUUUGACUGUCCCUGGCCAGUGGCUACAUAAGCUAUAAUUAGCUGCCUAGGAAAUAUGUGGAAGUGGACAGGAGCAUAUAUCAAUUGUAUGCCAAGAACGCUGCCAUAUAUGGUAUUGGCUUUGGCAACCAGAAAGUCUCCUUUAGCCAUUAGUUAUACCAAUGUAUAUUGAAUACACAGAUUUGUACAAGUUGACACAUGACACUUCAAGAUGUAUAGGUGGUGACAAUACAGUGUGUCAGUAAUAGCAUCUAAAUUAAAAUAUUGGCCUGUGCCCUCUCAAGUAUAAAUGAUAGGUUUUUAAAUUUUAACUAAUUUUGAGGUUAAUGGCCAAGCCUCUUUAUAUGGGAAAGUUGGUCAUAGUGGCACAUGGUCUUGUUAGGUGCAGAGGUUCACUGAGGAAAUUGUUCUUUCUUCUUAUUGGGCAAUAGAACUCUGGAGAGUGUGGGCAAUGAGGAAAGAGGCUUGUCCAAAAUGUACAGCUUUGAACAUGUUUGUUUUCCCCUUCAGAACUUUGAAGUUUUGUGCAUAAAACAGUGGAGACUACAAAGAAGAUCAUUUCAGGGUCUUUUUAGAAGCAUUUAUGGCCUCUAAUGAAAGAAGAAUAAUUAUUGAUGUAAGGCUGGGUUAGAAAUCACCUCACCCUGACUGCACAAACCACAUGUUAAAAAUCACGCUGCUUUCUAAGCUGGUAGUUUCUCAAUUAUCUCUGUGCAUAUUCUAAAUAGGCAACCUUAUGCCUAUUCAGAGUAGCUGCUGUGUGUGAUGGGAUAGUCAGUCACAUUGGAAAACCAUAACACCUGGAUUGUAUCUAAGAUGAGCAAAUUCUGUUAUUCCUGUUCAUAUUCUUGUGCAUAAAUGUCAAUUUAGGUAAAAGUUUUCCCUCCUUUGUGGUGCUGCAGUUAAAUCAUAUCUUGGAUUUUCUCUGCAGCACUGUUAACAAUGCCUCAUUGCAAUCUACAACCACUUGAUCCAGCAUACCCAUGCUCAUAUUAGCUCAACUGUAGUAAAGUUACUGGAGUUAAGAUGUUGCAUGUCAAGGUAUGCUGAUUUAAGUGGCUUGUGGAUCAACUGUCCUCUUAAAAUGUAGAUCCUGUAGGGGGGAAAUUGGACAGCCUUUCUGGGGAGUUCCUGCAUAUCUGGCAUUUUUAGACUUAUAUUGUCCUUGGAAUUAUGAUUCUGGAAUGCAACUGUCAAAGCAUCUGCUGUACAAAAAAUGUAAAUCUUGUAUAGCACCAAAACUGUAAAUAUUUGAGGCAUACAGGUUUAAACACCCGUAGCUUUAGCGCGCAUCUAGUUACGGGUUGAUUUUCUUAUUUCCAUAGCUGUCUAACUGCAAAGCAGUUCUAGGCCUAACAGUGAAGGCUGGCUUUUUUUUUUCUCUUUCUCAAAAGUUAGCCAGCACUGUUGCUGGCCCUGGAAUGAUCUUUGCAAUAAAUCACAAAUCUUUUUUUAAAAAGUGAAGAUUCAAGCUUUUGCUUCCGUUUUCUCCCCCCCAAACACACUUAAUUAUCCUGUCAAUAUUUUUAUAGUUUUCAGGAUAAUGGGCACAAGAGGCAGGUUACAAUAAGUCCCUCAUAUUGAGAGGUCCCAUCAUUGACUGCACACUUCAGGUAUUGGAAUAGCUGAGGGUGACUUGUGACAGUGUGAUCUGCUGCAACUGUUAAAAGGGGGUGUAGUAUAUAUUGACUACACAGGACAUUUGAAAAGUAACUAACUCAGGCUACUUUUCUCUUGUGAGGGUGGCAGUUUUGUGAUUUUUGUGGAAAACUGUUCAAUGCAUAAAAAUGCGUGGACAUCUCAAACGUUUUAACAGAUUAUGGUACUUUAUCUGAUGCACAAUUUCAUCUCUCAGCAGAUAUUCAAUUUUUAUUUAAAAAACAAACAAACGUGGCCUUGACUUUAACUUCGUGGAAGGGAGGAGAAUCUAGUUUUCCCUAUAUGAAAGUGGCACUUUUUUCAGCUUCAAAUUAUACUAAUUCUACAGACUUCUUAGUAAACAUGUUCUUCAUAUGCUUCCUUUUUUAAGCAAGUAAAAUGGUAGAUAUCUUGAAGUAUGUUUGCUAUGGAUUGCAUUUAAGUUUUAUAAACAUAGUAUAAUUAGGGUAAUCAACCUAUUUGAGGUUAAACAUUACAAAAUUUAAAAGAUGCUUAUAAUCUUAAAAUGGCUGUACUCAAAAAGUAUUUCUGAAAACAAUUUUAGUUUUACCCAGCAGAACCCUUGAGGUGUAUCUACGUUACCAAUAUACUGUUUAAUACCAAUAGAACUGUGAUUGCUUCUCCAAAGAGUGUUGGAAUUUGGUUUGGUAAAGGUGCCAAGGGGUUCUGUUGGACAUCCAUAGCUUUCCAUAGAGAGCUAUGACUUCAUUGGGGAGAGGAAAUUACUAUUUAAACCAGUGGUGUAGAUAUGCCCCAAUCUGCUGCACUCAGAUUAGUCUUCUGGAUGCUCAAACCUUGUUAAGUCUUUAUGAGGUAGUGGCAGGUUUCUUGUUGUGUAUUUCAUUCUUGGUUAUUUGUUCACUUUGUUUUUGCAGUGUAAAUACAUAGCUUCCUUUCCCCCCAUGUACUUCUUGAUAGUCUGGUUUCCAGGUUUGUUAAGGGUAUUUAGAAAGCUCGCCUAUUGUCCAGUAAUGCUGCUUAUGGUAAUUUAGUGUCAGCAAGAUUACUGUAUUUAGAUGUUGUGCUUGAGCAUUAGCGAGAUCAUCUUAAUUGUCAGAUGAGGUAUACCUCUUAAAAUUGCACACUUGUAUGAUUUGUUAGAUUAAUGGAGUGUUGCUAAGGUUGGGAAGUCUGAUUGUAAAAUAAGAGAAUUCUUCCUUUUCCCUUCUUGCAGGUUCUGAGAAACCUCAACUUUUGCACUUUGUGAUUUUUAGCUAACACAGGAAGAAUGGAGGAAAAACAAAGAUAAUGUAGUACUGUUACAGAUUGCUUUGAUGAGGUAUUGUAACAUUGGAGAGAGAAGCACGAAACAGGUGUUCAGCUCCAUAAGGUUUUUACUCCAUAUAAGUUUAAUUUCAGAAGGAGAUGCAAAAUAUCUGAAUGUGGCCACCGACUGCUGCCUCCCAUUUGUGUAGCAGGGCAGUUACUUGCCAUGGUGCUAGACUAAAUUCAUCUUGAUACAAUCAGAUUGCUUCUUUCUCGUAAUAUAUAGUAGCAUGAUUUUUUUCCUGUGUUCCCAUAAUCAUCACAUGUUCUUUCAUAGUUGUGAGGAGUAAGCAAUAAUGCUAUGGCUGGGAUCCAAAAACUAAACAAUUCUGUGUAUCUAACAGAACAGUCCUAUGCAGAGUUACUCCAUUCUAAUCCCAUUGACUUUAUUAGACUGGAGGAACUCUGCACAGUGUUCUCCCGUAAGUGGAGUCGGACUUGUCUUUGUUAAAAAUAGAACCCCCAUGCUGCAGGUUACUUUCAAAACUGAAAGGAGUUCUGAAAGCAUUGUGGCAAGGGAGAAUCUGUGCUGAGUCUAAAAUCUCAUUGAGUAUAUGCAUUUUCACUGAUAGUAUCGAAAAUAAUUAUUGGAGUCCUGUUCUAUAUUUUUCACCUUUACAUCGCAGCGGUAUAACUGAAGCCUAAUGUUUAAUCUUGGCUGGUUUGGAAGGGUAGAAUUAUACCACUGUCUGUGGUUGAUGGGACCAUUCUUGAAGACUUUUGAGGAUAACAGCUUCACCCCUUGGUCAUUUUUAAAAAGUUUUAGCGUUUAGUGAUGGCUACCCUGUUUUGGAUAUAACAAAGGGCAUUAAACCUAUGAUAAUGCUCACCUAACAAUAAUAGAAUGCCCCAGAAAUGAUUGAUAAAACUCCCAAUGAAUUAUUACCAUAUUUAGUUUCCUUUUGGAAUUGCUGAUUUUUUUGCUAGGCAUUUCACUCCACCUCUAACUGUUUUUUAAUCUGACAGAGGGAGAGUGAGAGAGCUCAAGAGUUCAAUGCCUACUGGAAAUACCAACAAAGCUUUUGUCUCUGAAAUUCCGUAUAGGGAAGGUUAAGUGUGCUUUGUCAAAGGCGUUUUGUAAUAUGCUGCUAUGUAGCCUUAAAUCUCGUAAUGUACUGUAUAUAUAAGCAUACACACAGAGUAAGCAGCUCACAACAAAGAAGCAGAAUGUUCUCAUUUGUCAAAUUUAUUAUCAAAGUGCAGGAAAAAUUUGUCCCACUCCAGUUUACCACUACUCUGUAGCCCAGGUAGACUUUUAAAACUUGCAGAAAGAACUUAAUUUAAAACAGCAGUCACUAUGCAUCAUUUUAACAUAGGCAAGUUUCCAAGGCAAGAUGUUUAAUUUCCUGCCCUGCUCUUCUAUGUUGAAAGACCCAUCUGGUUAGAAAAUCCCAUCUCUGAAUUUAUGGGGGAUUUACAAGAAAAAUAUAGCUUAAUCUUUUUGUUUCUUCUCACUGCUCCCUAUUCAGAACUGGAGUUUUUGACUCAUGCAAGUGGUAACGCUAUUUGAAUUUAAGAGUGCCAUGAUAGAUGGAUUCCUAAAUGAUCUCCUGUCUUACAUGUACUGUGUGAAUGUUUCUGUUCUACCAGCAUUUUUGUGUGAUGGCCAACUGGGCCUCAAUAACAUGAGUUGUUUUCCAUGCUAACUUCCUUUCCCAACAAUCCAUUCUGAUAUAUGCUCUAUAGAAAAUAUGGCACUAUGUAUUGCUGAUGCCUUUGCUCUUUAUUAGUUAACAAUGAUCUCUGCAGAAAGAUAGUGUCUGUGUAAAAUGGUGAUUUUCAAACUGCUCCUGUAUUUCUGGAGGUUCCAAUAUCAGUACACCAGUUCAGGUGUGUGUAGGAGUGUUAAGAUAUACUCUCAGUUUGUUGAGAGACUACGGUAAGGCCUAAUAGACCUAGCCAGUACUUCUACAAAAGAGGAGAUUUUGCACCCCAGAAUCCUCUGCAGUACAGGAGUUGUCUGCAAUGGGGAAUGAGUUCUGGGGUAGAGAGUUUGAAAACUGCUACUUUAAAAGUAAAGAGAGAAAGCACUGAGUCAGACCCUGUUGUGGUAGGCAAUUUAUUUUUGCUAAUGUUCCAUUGCCAGUUCUGGAAUGCUUGCUGUCUUCCAUCUUUUGCCAAGACCUGUGGAAUAAGCAUUUGUUAUCUGGUUUGGUGGGAUUGCUGUUCUUCACUGCUUAGUUGAAUUAACAACUGCACAGAGUGGAUCAAAUAAGCACAGGUCAUCCAUUAAAAUGGAUGAUGGUGCACCUUAGUUGUGCUUACUGUCUUAGCCUCCCAAGUCUUUUCUAGUAGAGGAUAUAACAACCAGCUGCCUCUGCCCACUUGACGUAUUUGUCAUCGCAGAUAUUACAAGCCCUGUUGCUCAGUUUUCAUGCUAAUAGAUUUGUCAAAAGUGAAGGGCAAGGCUGUGAAAAAUGGGCAGGGCUGUAGGGGUCAUUGCCUUCAGGGGAGUGGACAUUUUGUUGGCCUGAAUGUACAAUUUCAGUAGAGAGCGAGUAGUUUAAUUUGGUGCCGAGUUGACUUGUGCAAGUGAUAUAAUUGAUCAUACAUGGAUGUAAUCAACCCAUAUGUAAAUAUACACAUGUUUGUACAUUGUAUACAUAGAAAAAGAUGUCUGUGUACAUGUGUAUGUAUUUAUAAAAUUGUUUCUCUGCUAGAUAGUAAAUGCAAAAGUAGCUCUAAUUUUAUAUAUAUAUAUUAUAUAUUAAAAACUCCCCUCUAUAAAUAUAUUAUAUAAAUGCUAGAAGUUAAUUUGUAGAAAAAUAGGACUGAUUUCAGGAAUAUCUGCUGAGAGACCAAAAAGUUCACUUUUAAGUACCUUAAUUAAAGAAUAAAGUUUAUUCCUCUUGUUUAUUUUUUUAUAAAAAAAAUUAAAUGCACUUUAACUGGCAACACAUACAGCUGCAUGAUGCAGUUUCAAACAUGGAAAUGUUUUAAAAGUGCAGCACCCAUUCAAAAAUAUUAUUUUCUCACCUGUCAAGCAGAACGCUGGAAAUUAUUUGAAAUUCCAGGGUCCAAAUUGCCUGUUUGUCUUGCUGCCCGUUGGCUGAAGCUUAGAUUCUGAUUUCCCUUUUUGGGGGGUAGCAGGACUGCUUUUUAAAGAGCAAUGCAGAUACAGCCAAACACUACAGGCUGUCAACUAAAGGCAGGUCCUGGAUUUACCACUAGCUAACUAGCAAAAAAAAAAAAAAACCAGUCCAAAAUGACAUUAAGAACUCCUCAUGCUAGUUGAGCACUCCUUAAAUAGCAGGUUUUUGCAAAUGGAGUUUUACAGUCUAUAUUUAAAAAAUUGUAUGUUUGUAACAAAUAAAAGUAUGCAGAAAAGUGAAUGAACCAUG